GCGGCGUCGGUCGGUCGGUCGGUCGGCGGCGGCGUGCGAGGAUGGAGCUGUUCCAAGCCAAGGACCACUACAUCCUGCAGAGCGGGGAGCGGGCGCUGUGGUGCAGCCGGAGGGACGGCAGCCUGCAGCUGAGAGCCGCCACUGAUCUUCUUUUGGCUUGGAAUCCCAUUUGUCUGGGCCUGGUAGAGGGAGUCAUUGGUAAAGUUCAGCUUCAUACAGAUUUACCGUGGUGGCUACUUUUAAUUCGUCAGAAAGCAUUGAUUGGCAAACUUCCAGGAGACCAUGAGGUUUGCAAAAUAACAAAGAUUGCAGUGAUUCCACUUUCUGAAACAGAGCCUCAGGAUUUGGACUUAGAGCUUUGUAAAAAGCACCAUUUUGGAAUAAACAAGCCAGAGAAGAUUACACAGUCACCAGAUGACACAAAAUUUCUGUUGAAGACUCUUACUCAAAUUAAAUCAAAUGUGUCUGCUCCAAAUAAAAAGAAGAUUAAAGAAAGUAAAGAGAAAGAGAAGCUGGAGAAGAGAUUAUUGGAGGAGUUGUUCAAAAUGUUCAUGGAUUCAGACUCCUUUUACUACAGCCUGACCUAUGACCUAACAAAUUCUGUGCAGAGGCAGAGUGCGUGUGAGAAAACUAACUUACCACUGUGGCGAAAAGUUGAUGACAGAUUCUUUUGGAACAAGCAUAUGAUUGAAGAUCUCAUCAGCAUUGAUAAUGCUGAAGUGGACUUCUGGAUUAUACCCAUCAUACAAGGAUUUGUGCAAAUUGAAGAACUUGUAGUAAACUAUAGUGAAUCUUCUGAUGAUGAUAAGAGCAGUCCUGAAACUCCUCCUCAGGAAUCAACUUGUGUAGAUGACAUUCAUCCAACAUUUCUGGUGGCACUUAUUUCACGCCGGAGUCGGCACAGAGCUGGAAUGCGGUACAAGCGAAGAGGUGUUGAUAAAAAUGGAAACGUGGCGAAUUAUGUUGAGACAGAGCAACUGAUUCAUGUUCAUAAUCAUACUCUUUCAUUUAUACAAACAAGAGGCUCUGUGCCUGUUUUCUGGAGCCAAGUUGGAUAUAGAUAUAACCCACGGCCCCGACUGGACAAGAGUGAAAAUGAAACGGUGUCCUGUUUUCGUGCACAUUUUGAAGAACAGCUGAAAAAUUACAAAAAGCAGGUUAUUAUUAAUUUGGUGGAUCAGACAGGCAGAGAGAAGAUUAUUGGAGAUGCUUACCUUAAACAAGUUCUUCUGUACAACAAUGCAAAUCUGACUUAUGUUUCAUUUGACUUCCAUGAGCACUGCCGAGGAAUGAAGUUUGAAAAUGUUCAAACACUGACUGAUGCCAUUCAUGAUAUUAUUCUUGACAUGAAGUGGUGCUGGGUUGACCAAGCUGGUGUGAUUUGUAAACAGGAAGGAAUUUUUCGAGUUAACUGCAUGGACUGUCUGGAUCGUACCAAUGUUGUGCAGGCUGCUAUUGCAAGGGUGGUCAUGGAACAGCAGCUCAAAAAACUAGGUGUGAUGCCACCAGAACAGCCUUUGCCAGUAAAAUGCAAUAGAAUCUACCAGAUAAUAUGGGCGAACAACGGAGAUGCCAUAAGCCGGCAGUAUGCUGGCACAGCAGCCUUAAAGGGUGACUUCACAAGGACUGGUGAAAGAAAGUUGGCAGGGGUAAUGAAGGAUGGAGUUAAUUCUGCAAACAGAUACUACUUGAACCGUUUCAGGGAUGCUUAUAGGCAAGCAGUCAUAGAUUUGAUGCAGGGUAUCCCUGUAACAGAGGAUCUUUACUCCAUAUUUACAAAAGAGAAAGAGCAUGAAGCUCUGCACAAGGAGAACCUGAGGAGCCAUCAGGAAUUGAUCAGCCAGCUGUUGCAGAGCUACAUGAAACUGCUCUUACCAGAUGAUGAAAAAUUCCAUGGAGGAUGGGCGCUUAUUGACUGUGAUCCAAGUCUUAUUGAUGCCACUCAUAAGGAUGUGGAUGUUCUGCUGUUACUUUCUAAUUCUGCCUACUACGUGGCCUAUUAUGAUGAUGAAAUCGACAAGGUGAAUCAGUACCAAAGGUUAAGUCUUGAAGCUCUGGAAAAAAUAGAAAUAGGGCCAGAGCCUACUCUCUUUGGCAAACCCAAGUUCUCUUGCAUGAGGCUGCAUUACAAAUACAAAGAAAUGAGUGGAUAUUUUCACACUCUUAGAGCUGUGGUACGCAACCCAGAAGAAGAUGGAAAAGACACGCUUCAGUGCAUUGCAGAAAUGCUGAGAAUCACAAAGCAAGCAAUGGGAUUAGAUGUGCCCAUUAUUGAGAAAAAGCUAGAGAGGAAGAGCAGUAAACCUCAUGAAGACAUCAUUGGCAUUCGGUCUCAGAACAGAGGGUCCUUGGCCCAAGGCAAGAAUUACUUACUGAGCAAGUUCUCAUCUCUCAAUCAAAAAGUGAAACAAACCAAGUCCAAUGUAAACAUCAGCAAUCUUCGGAAGUUAGGCAGCUUUACCAAACCUGAAGUGAAAGUCAAUUUUUUAAAACCAAAUUUGAAAGUGAAUCUUUGGAAAUCAGAUAGUAGCCUUGAAACUUUAGAGAAUCCAGUGGUAGAUACUAAAGUCCAUACUGAGUCUGAUACAGAAGUAUCAGAUAAUGAUUCAUUCCACUCUGAUGACUUCCUGACCAAUUCUAAAUCUGAUGAGGACACCCAGCUAACUGACUCUCUAGAGAACAUAGGGCAGACAGACUACGUGCUGCCUAGCUGUGGUAUCAUUGCCUCAGCUCCACGGCUGGGCAGUCGGUCCCAGUCUAUAAGCAGCACUGACAUGAACAUUAGCAUUCAUGUUCCCUCCGAGAUCCACGUCUCUCAGGCUAGCCGGUCUGACUGUGAAGACGUACCCAUGCCUUCUGCUGACAGCAUGGAGUUGGAAUUUGCUAAGCCUAUUGAUGUGUAUUGCCAGAGGUUUGUGCACGAUGCUCAGAAUAAGAUGUCAGAGGUUUUGGAGGCUGAGGCUGGUUCUCAAGAGCCCCAUCACAUAAUACAUCAAACUAGCAAUAAUACAUCUAAGAAGGCAGAAACCAAGGGUGAAGCCAUCAGAGACAUUCCUUCCAGGCCAUCAAAGUUGGAUGUACAGUCUUCUGAGCCAAAUCCUCAGCUCUUAGCUGUUGGUGGGACUGACUUCACUAAAUCUCAUAAAAGCCCAGGAUCUGUAUCUGGUAACCUUGAGACUGGACUCCACAUGACUCCUUCUCCAGCUGACAGUAGCAGCAGCAGAGCUGUAUCUCCUUUUGCUAAAAUUCGCAGUUCCAUGGUCCAGGUUGCUAACAUCACGCAAGCAGGAUUGACUCAAGGGAUUAAUUUUGCUGUUGCAAAGGUCCAGAAGAGCCCUGCAGAACCAGAAGCUAUAAAUGAAAUCAAACAAAAAGAACUGAAAGAAAUGUUUACACAAUGCCAGACACGAAUAAUUCAAAUCUAGUUGCUAAUUGAGGAAGUGUUCUUCUAGUUGUGGCUUUUAAUACAAUACUAAAAAAAUGAUGUCAGGACUCAUUGUGGCAUGAACUGCUACUGAAUACUGGGAUCAAUAAUAUAGAUAACUUGUUUACAGGAAGUGAGAGAUGCAAAUGAAUUUGGUUCUGACCAAGCUUCAGAAUUCCCUCAGGCAGCUGAGACAAAAGAAUGGUAAACUGUAUUUAAACAGGUAGCUUAGACACUGGGAUUUAAUAAGCAUGCUGUCUAUCUUAAAUGUGUUGCACAGUUAUUUUUGGAGACUAAUUUUGUAGCUCUUCUGACUUAUGUAGAAAGUAUUUAUACUAAAAAGGUGAUACUGUACUUCUAUGACCUUACUUACCUUGCACUGCACCAGCAAAAUAACUUACCAGUAAAUUACA
Messenger RNA from Haliaeetus leucocephalus (bald eagle), 3837 nucleotides. It is a transcript of the gene INPP5F, whose product is annotated as inositol polyphosphate-5-phosphatase F. Bases 42 to 3425 code for a protein of 1127 amino acids. Gene Ontology annotation, biological process: phosphatidylinositol dephosphorylation; regulation of endocytic recycling. The transcript has 20 exons. Lineage: Eukaryota; Metazoa; Chordata; Aves; Accipitriformes; Accipitridae. The record is from RefSeq and is a predicted model, not a curated record. Gene Ontology annotation, molecular function: phosphatidylinositol-4-phosphate phosphatase activity. Gene Ontology annotation, cellular component: early endosome; clathrin-coated endocytic vesicle.